AUGUCAAACAAGCCAUUGAUUUUAUUACAUGUUUCUGGAAUGAACAAUGAAUCAGAGCCAGAUCAAUUUAUGGAUACCAAUGAUGAUAAUUACGAGACUAUUGAUCUUACUAAUGACGGGGGAGACCCAAUGGUAGCUGAACUUGCAAAAGAUCUCGAAUUAUAUUACAGAAUUGUUGAUGAACCUCUUGCAACAGAAAAUGCAAUGAAUAAUGAAAAAAUUCUGGGAAUGGUUUAUAGGACAUUUGAUCCCGAGCCUGUAGCAACAGAUUCUGAAGAAGAUGAAGUACCUUUGACACCUCUAGUGAAUUUAUCAGAGGCAAUAAAUGCACUGCAACUUCUCAUUCAAUUUCAAAAACAAAGAGAAAGUGAUGAUGAGUUUAAACCUGAAGAGUUAAAUAUGUUGCACAAAAAAUGUAUCAUUUUGAAAAAUUGA
Dentiscutata erythropus is the source of this 435-nucleotide messenger RNA. Lineage: Eukaryota; Fungi; Glomeromycota; Glomeromycetes; Diversisporales; Gigasporaceae. The record is from the annotation of a GenBank genome assembly.